Molecule: messenger RNA, 1304 nt
Organism: Jatropha curcas
Lineage: Eukaryota; Viridiplantae; Streptophyta; Magnoliopsida; Malpighiales; Euphorbiaceae
Source: RefSeq, a predicted model, not a curated record
UAGUACAGAGUAUUAGUAACUGGUCUGUUCUUGCCGGGCAUUUCUGUUCUAAAUAUCCAUAGCCACCAGCAACACCUCUCUCUUAAAUGCCACUGAUCUUCUUCUCUCUUUAAAUCAAAUCUCUGAUCUCUCUCAUUUUCAUGGAAAAUAGAAAUUUCCCAUUAAGAUCUCUUCUAUUUGUAUUUUCCAUUUCCAUUUUAGUGUAUUAAAGUUUUAAGCUUUUGAAUAUAUAGAUCUUUCCAUUUCCAUGGCUUAUCAGUUUCAAAGCUCCAUUUUUAGAGCAAGUAAGUUUGAAGCUAUGAUUUGGGCUUCUAAGUUGGUUCUGAUUUCUGCCGGAAUUAUAUCCACUGUUCUUUUAUUCAAAGUGGCCAUAAUUCCAUUUACGUUUCAUCUUAUUCUGUCUGUUAUUCCUAGCCUUUGGAUCUCCCUCCGUAGCUGGUUAUCUCCACCCUUCAUUUACAUCAUCCUGAACUUCAUCAUAAUUACCAUUGCUGCCACCACCACCACGGACAAAACAUCUUCCACUAAAACUCAUUUGCCUUCCUUAGACAAAGCUCAAGAAGAAACUGUCUGGCAAGAUGUCAUUCAAGAAAACAACACAAAAUCAGCUCAAGAAAAUCAAACCCUGUUUCCAAACGCCGUCGUUCAAGAGCAUGACGCAAUUGAAGAAAAUCGGGAUCUUUGGCAAAACGCCAUCGUCCCAGAGUCUGAUUCUGCUAAAGAAGAGAAAGAAGAGAAAGAAGAGAGCUUAAAACCAGUAGAGGAUUCGCUGGAGGACACGUGGAAGUUGAUUAUGGAAGGACAAGGGAAAGAGAAGUCACCCCAGCUGAAGAAGAGCGAGACUUGGCAUGUACCACCGCGGGUAGUGGCGGUGGCUGUUGCAGCUGAUGAGGAGGAGGAGGAGGAGGGUGGUGAUAGUGAUCCGGUGGCUUGGGCUAAGCGAGAAUUAAAGAAAUCAGAUACGUUCAGUGACAGAGCAUCGUUAAGGAGAGAGAAAUCUAUGAGUCAAGAUGAGUUGAAUCGGAGAGCGGAGGAGUUUAUUAAUAAGUUCAAUAAUGAAAUGAGAAUGCAACGACAAGAAUCCGAUCAACGGCGUUUCAUGGCUGCGGUUAAUCGUCGUGUUUAGUUUCUUAAUCUUCAAUUAACUAAAUAAUUACAGGUUUAUGCCUUAAUUGUGGUGUGCUAAACCAAAGGAGAGAGGGGUCUUGUUUAGUUGACUCUUAAUCCUGCUUCUUAAGUCUUAAUUUUGCUGUAAAUGUUAGAAAUAAUAUAUAAAUGGAUAUUAAUGUUUGUUCUAAAAAAAA